AUGUCAACAGAAACAGUCGAUGUCGUUAUCGACUCUCUCGUCAACGCCGGCGUCACGCACAUCUUCGGCGUCCCGGGUGCCAAGAUCGACUCCGUUUUCAACGCCCUCAUCGACCGUCCCGAGAUCAAGCUCGUCGUCUGCCGCCAUGAGCAGAACGCCGCUUUCAUCGCUGGCGCCAUCGGCAGGAUCACAGGCAAGCCCGGCGUCUGCAUAGCCACAUCCGGUCCGGGGACCAGUAACCUCGUCACCGGCCUCGUGACCGCCAACGAUGAGGGCGCCCGGUAG
This is a messenger RNA of Colletotrichum spaethianum, 285 nucleotides long. Its product is annotated as acetolactate synthase. Gene Ontology annotation, molecular function: thiamine pyrophosphate binding; acetolactate synthase activity; flavin adenine dinucleotide binding. Gene Ontology annotation, biological process: L-valine biosynthetic process. NCBI's taxonomy places the organism in Eukaryota, Fungi, Ascomycota, Sordariomycetes, Glomerellales, Glomerellaceae. The coding region runs from base 1 to 285 and encodes 94 amino acids. The transcript has a single exon. Gene Ontology annotation, cellular component: acetolactate synthase complex. The record is from RefSeq and is a predicted model, not a curated record.